Boeremia exigua is the source of this 1135-nucleotide messenger RNA. RefSeq lists its product as uncharacterized. Lineage: Eukaryota; Fungi; Ascomycota; Dothideomycetes; Pleosporales; Didymellaceae. The transcript has 6 exons. Gene Ontology annotation, molecular function: oxidoreductase activity. The coding region runs from base 102 to 1022 and encodes 306 amino acids. The record is from RefSeq and is a predicted model, not a curated record.
GAAGUCAGCGCCACAGUAGUUUGAUGCCAUAUAUAAGCUAUAGGAUAGCCGGGUAAGCUCUCCUGAUAAUAUCACUCACAACGAGAUCCAUACUGAUAAACAUGCCCGGCUCUACACCAGAAAAGCCCAUCAACUGCGAGGUCGACCUUGACCUGGGUAACAUCGCAGGGAAGACUGUCAUUGUCACGGGAGGUGCUAGUGGGCUUGGUGAAGCAUAUAUCAGAACAUUGCACGCUGCAAAAGCCAACGUUGUCAUUGGGGACUCAAACCCAAAAACUGGCGAGAAGCUUGCAUCGGAGCUGGCUGGUGCCAAAUACAUUCAAGUCGAUGUCACGAAGUGGCAGGACCAAUUGCAUCUGUUCCGGCAAGCAGAACUUGCGUUCGGGCAGAUUCAUUAUGUCAUUGCAAAUGCUGGUAUCGCCACUCAGGACGACGUCUUCUCGUUCGAUGGACCAGACUCAGUACCAACAGAGCCCGGCUUGGAUAUCAUCCAUGUGAACAUUAUAGGUGUUUUAUACACCACAAAGCUCGCCAUGCACUACUUCAUCAAGCUUAACGGUACCACCCGUUCGCCUAAACAGGUCGACACUUGCCUUAUCCUCAUCGGUUCCGGGGCUGCAUUCCUCGAUUGCCCUCGUGGGCCACAGUAUUCGUGCUCAAAAUGGGGCAUGCGCGGCAUAAUGCAUUCUUUGCGACGGACUGCCGGUCUUCAUGGUAGUCGGGUGAACGUGUUGUCACCUUGGUACGUUCGCACCAACAUCCUCACGAAGGAGACGUUCGAUCAUGUCGAGAGCGCUGGUGUGCACAUAGCCAAGACAGAAGAUGCAGGGCAAGCACUGCUGCGCCUUCUUAGCGACACCAGCAUAAAUGGGCGUAUGCUAUUCAUCGCCCCGAGGAAGUGGGCAGCGAGCGGAUACGUGGAUUUGGAUAUUGAUGAGUACCCAGAGGUUUCACUCUUGAAUGAAAUUCAAGAAGACCAGAUAAAACCGGCACCAAUUUCUCUAGGUUUGUUCACCAGUUGAAUGUGGGUCUGCAUUCUUAUACCAAAUGGAGUGGUCCUUGAGAUGCUUUGUACCCUCAUGGAUUGUGGUGAAACUAAAUAUCGCAACUCUGCGCAAAUUACGCCAUAGUUUUC